AUGAAAAACUUCUCUUAUACCAGUCAACCGGGAACUCCGUUGGACUACAACUAUGGUCGGUCCAUGCUGCCGUCACAUUUGUUGACACCCUUUCUAGCUACACCAGUUCUUCCAUCCCAGCCAAGCACGCCAUAUAUUGAUCAACACAUGAGCAAUCUGGAUCAGAAAUAUUUAACGGAGCACUACCAGUUGCUGCAUGAGGUGAAUCACUCUAGAUCCUUGUUAUUUGAGAAAUUGCCCAAGGAGUUGUCUCUGAAAGAGUUUUUGGACGCGUUCAAAUCGAGUCAGUUCUUGGAGAAUGUGAAAAUAAAAGAGGAUAGUGGUGAAGGGACAUCCGUGUUGGUGCAGUUCGUCAACGAUGAGUCUGCUUUAGUCUUUCUGCAAAAUUUUGACUGGAGGGACUUUGUUUCUUCAACAGGCUUUGACAAUCUCAAGAUCUCAUGGUGUUUCAAUAACUCAUCCGAUGACUAUUUGGUAGAUGGGACUUAUAUGGAUAGGAUUCUGAAUCUGAAUGCCACAAGAUCUCUUGCAGUUAGAACGUUGACCCAAAAUAAAACUGGUGAUCAGUUGUAUGAUUUGGUUAUUUCUAUUUUGAAAGCUGAUCUGCCAGAAGCAAUACCACUUAUUGUCGACUAUCAGUAUCGGUAUGAAACCAUACAGAUCAAUUUUUCUAAUAUUUCCACGAGUAUAGAAGUGUUUGAGUUGCUUAAUGACACUCAUCAAAAGCUAUUACUUCUGUCUUCUUUUUGUAGUGAUCCCUGUCUUUUUCAUCACCAAAUGACCACUCCUCAAAUUUCAAGCAAUGCUCCUCCAAUAAACUCUUCAUAUAGCAAUCUUCAAAACAGAACAAUUUAUUUGGGCGGAUUGCAUCCCGACACCACCGUGGAAAGCGUUUGCAAUGUCGUUAAAGGUGGGAUCCUGCAGAAUGUCAAGUUAAUACCUGAAAAACGAAUUUGUUUCGUAACCUUCAUUGAUGCAUUUGCGGCAGAACAGUUCUACAUGAACUCCCAACUUAGAGGCCUAACAAUCAAACAGAAACGCGUACGAGUGGGCUGGGGAAGACCUAUUGGGCCAGUACCAAACAAUAUCCCCCUUGCUGUCACUGCCGGUGCGUCUAGAAACAUUUACAUCAGCGAGAGCAAGACAAAAAAAACACAAUCGUUACCUAGUGCAGACAUCCUUCGUCAUGAUUUCGAAUAUUUUGGUGAACUUGAGCAGAUCAACUUUUUCAAUGGUGAUAAAUGUGUUUUUUUAAACUUUUGCAACAUUGCAGCAGCCAUUGAACUCAUUGAUUGUCUGAACUUGUUCAAGAACAAGAAUCUUGAUCCAGAAAACCCAGCAUUUAGUCUCCUUUCAAAAUAUGAGGAAUUUAAAAUCAAUUUUGCCAAAGAUAGAUGUGGAAACCUUCCUAAAGAGAUCAAAAGGGAUCGCAAGCCCCAUCACCGAUCCAAGGACGGAAAGGAACCACACGAACCAAAAAAUCAUCAUAACUCACAGUCUGAUCCACCAAAAGCUUCCGAGUCAGCCAGUCCUGAACAAAUACAGGAUGUCCAGGAGAUAUUUGCUAGUAUGGGAAUCAGCACCAAUGGAAGACCUGCAACUGCACCUAUAUCUGCACAACAAAAAACCGAUGAAGAAAAAUCACAGAGCCCUCCAUCUGGAUUAUCGUCCAUAUCGCCAACAUCGUCCUCCACAUCGAAGCCGACAACAGCAUCGGGUGGCGCAGUUAAUUUCAAGGACCAACAGCGACCUGGCAGGACGUAUGCAAUGUCGGGCUCUCAAAUAAUGGCACAGUAUCUUGCCAGUGUUCAACACAACAAUAUUUACUACGCUAAUGCAGUCUUGAAUGUUGAGUCAGAGAGAAACUCAGAAGACGACUAUAACUAA
Molecule: messenger RNA, 1887 nt
Organism: Komagataella phaffii GS115
Lineage: Eukaryota; Fungi; Ascomycota; Pichiomycetes; Pichiales; Pichiaceae
Product: Putative RNA binding protein
Exons: 1
Coding region: 1-1887 (628 amino acids)
Biological process (GO): mRNA splicing, via spliceosome
Cellular component (GO): cytoplasmic stress granule
Molecular function (GO): mRNA binding
Source: RefSeq, a predicted model, not a curated record